CGGACCGCCAUCCUUCGUCUCCCUGUCGCCGCUGGGUCCGCCGUCGACCAUGGUCCUCGCAACCAAAACCACCCUUGGCAGUCUCGCCCUGCUUGCCUCGGCAGCCGGACUUGCUGCUGCCAAGUGCUCUGCUCCUCCGCCCGCCCCCUCGGCCACGGGAAUCGCUGCGGCUGUGCUGCCCAGCAACGACGUCCCCUCGGUCGACGACCCCAAAGUCCACUGGCCCAAUGUGACCGAAUACUUCCCAUCGCAGCCCGCUACGGAUUCGCUUGUCCCUCUUGACUCCAGUCAGCUCGACUCUAGCGCCAAAGAUGCCAUCCAGACGACCCUGGGUGUCAACUCCACCCAAUACCAGUUGAUUGGAAGUGCCACCGAUCCCCAUAACCAGAUUACCCAUGUGUACGCCGUCCAACUUGUCAACGGCCUCCCGGUCGUCAACGCUGCCGCAAACGUCAACCUCGACGCUGCCGGAAACGUGAUAUCACUUGGCUCGACCUUUGGUAGCUCCGAAAAAAACGUCACCACCCUGACCCGUCGCGCUUCGUCUCUCAACAUUACCGAAGCCCUCGUCCAUUUUGCCCAAUAUAUCAACGUCAACCUCACAACCUCCACUCUCAAGGUCAAUUCGAGUGCCGAUGGUCAAAGCGGCACCAUUAAUGGAGCUGCUCAAGCUCUCUCCCCAGUCAAGUUUUCGCUCGGAUAUUUCCAGACCCCGACCGAAUACGUCAGGGUGUGGGACAUCUCUUACCAGCUCGCCGACCAUUGGUGGAACGGUUUCGUCUCAGUCGCUGACGGAAGCCUCCUCGGUCUCGGCGAUUGGGUGUCGUCCUUUGCCAAGCGUGCCAUACCGGCCGCUUCCUACAAUGUCGUUCCAGUCAACCAGAUCGAUAUCACCUCGGGACGAUCGCUUGUUGUGGAUCCCUACGACCGCGUUGCUUCCCCGGGUGGUUGGCACGAUGCUGGAAACGGUUCCUCUCCUACCCUGGCCGGGAACAACGUUUACGCUCAGGACAACCACGAAGGCAGCUCCCUGCCCUCCGACAUGAUUGCCCAUAGCCGUCCUUCGAGCGCCAACUACGUUUUCGACUAUCCUGUCGACUUGACGCAAGACCCGUAUCAGUCAGUCAACGCCGCCGUCACGAAUGUGUUCUACCUCGUCAACUCCAUGCAUGAUGUUUACUAUCUCUACGGCUUUACCGAGCCAUUCGGAAACUUCCAGAACAACAACUUUGGAAAGGGUGGCGCUGGCGGCGAUUUUGUCAUUGCCAAUGUCCAAGACUCCCGCUCGACGAAUAACGCCAACUUCUUCACCCCUCCUGACGGUACCUCUGGAAUUCUUAACAUCUAUUUGAGCACCAUGGCCACCCCCAGACGCGACGAGGCGUUGGACAACAACAUUGUCGUCCACGAAACCUUCCACGGAGUGUCGAAUCGCCUCACCGGCGGCUCCGCUCUUGCCAAUUGCCUCACCACCACCACUUCAAUGGGCCUUGGCGAGGGCUGGAGUGACAUGGCCGCACUCGUCAUGAGCAUCAAGCCAACUGAUACUCGCGCCACCAACUAUGCCCUCGGAGCCUGGUCCUUCAAUCGCCCGAACGGUAUCCGCACCUAUCCCUACUCGACCUCGUUGACCACCAAUCCUACGACUUACAAGCUCACUGGCGUGUAUCAAGAAGUGCACAAGAUUGGUGAAAUCUGGACGUCGCUCCUCCUCGAGGUGUACUGGAACCUCGUUGACCAGUACGGCACGUCGUCGGAUAUCAAGGCUUACAGCAGCGGCAAAGGCAACACCAUAUUUUUCCAAUUAGUUAUCGAUGGCCUGAAGAAUCAACCUUGUAACCCAAACUUUGUCAACGCAAGAAAUGCGAUCCUCCUGGCCGACCAAACGAACAACAAAGGCGCCAAUCAGUGUCUCCUCUGGAAGGGAUUUGCUAAGCGUGGCUUGGGAUAUUCUGCCACCACCAGCGCUGUUGAUGCCUUUGAUCUGCCGCCAUCUUGCUCGGCCUCCCCAACCAUCCCUGGAUGCUUUGUUGAUGGCCCGUCUCGCGUUCUGGCUGCCAAGAGCACGGUCGAUCCCGCCAUGACGGUUGACAAGUGCAAUGCUUUCUGCAGUCAAAACGGCAACAAGUUGGUACUUUGGCGUUGAAAACGGAAACGAGUGCUACUGUGGCGACAGUAUCGUUACCGGUACCGGCGGCGAUGGUGGUGUCAGCGGCGUCAACGCUGCCUCAAGCUCUCAGUGCAACACCCCAUGUGCCGGCAACUCUGCUCAAACGUGCGGCGGCGCCUGGCGAAUGUCAAUCGCCCCGGUUACGACUCC
This is a messenger RNA of Polychytrium aggregatum, 2320 nucleotides long. Its product is annotated as Fungalysin metallopeptidase-domain-containing protein. The transcript has 6 exons. The record is from RefSeq and is a predicted model, not a curated record. Lineage: Eukaryota; Fungi; Chytridiomycota; Chytridiomycetes; Polychytriales. Bases 50 to 2146 code for a protein of 698 amino acids. Gene Ontology annotation, molecular function: metalloendopeptidase activity; zinc ion binding.